Molecule: messenger RNA, 1518 nt
Organism: Peniophora sp. CBMAI 1063
Lineage: Eukaryota; Fungi; Basidiomycota; Agaricomycetes; Russulales; Peniophoraceae
Source: the annotation of a GenBank genome assembly
AUGUCUGCCAGUCUCAAGCCCGACCAUCCUGGCCACCGCGUGCCCCGCACGCGCGGUGCUACUGCGAUGCACUUCAAAAGCGCAACUACUGGUGUGGCUACCAAGGCCAUGCGCAACGAGUUGAACCGGUUGGUUCAGAGCAUCCCGGAUCCCGAGACCAAGAAGGCCUUCGACGUCGAGAUGCAGUCCUUCUUCGAUCUCUUUGCUCGUUAUCUUGCCGACAAGGCGAAGAGCCAAGAACUCGACUGGGACCGCGUCAAGUCGCCAGGCUCCGACCAGAUCGUCGCCUACGACACUCUCACGGAACCGAAGGACAACUCGGUUCUCAACAAGCUCGCCGUUCUCAAGGUCAAUGGUGGUCUUGGAACCUCUAUGGGCAUGACGGGCGCCAAAUCGGCACUGGAGGUCAAGGACGAUAUGACCUUCCUCGACUUGACUGUCCGCCAGAUCGAGCACCUCAACACCUCCAAGCGCGUUGACGUACCCCUGAUCCUCAUGACCUCGUUCAACACGCAUGAAGACACGCUUCGUAUCAUCAGGAAGUACGCCAACCAGCAGCUCCGCAUCACGACCUUCAACCAAUCACGCUACCCGCGCAUUCACAAGGAGACCCUCCUGCCUGUUCCGAAGUCGGCGGACUCUGAUAAGCGCGAGUGGUACCCUCCUGGCCACGGCGACAUCUUCAACGCUCUCCUCCACUCUGGCGUCCUCGAUCAGCUUCUCGCUGAGGGCAAGGAGUACUUGUUCGUCUCGAACUCGGACAACCUCGGUGCUGUCGUCGACGAGAAGAUCCUCCAGCACAUGAUCGAAUCUCAAUCAGAGUACAUCAUGGAGGUCACCGACAAGACCAAGGCCGACGUGAAGGGUGGUACUCUCAUCGACUACGAGGGCAGUGUUCGUCUUCUCGAGGUCGCGCAGGUGCCCGGGGAGCACAUGGAGGACUUCAAGUCGGUUCGCAAGUUCAAGAUCUUUAACACGAAUAACAUCUGGCUCGACCUCCGCGCUGUCAAACGCGUCAUGGAGACGGAGGGUAUGGAGCUUGAGAUCAUUGUCAACCCGAAGAGCAUGGAUGACGGCACACCUGUCCUCCAGCUCGAGACAGCUGUCGGCGCGGCGAUCAAGCACUUCAAGAACGGUCACGGUGUCAACGUCCCCCGGUCGCGCUUCUUGCCCGUCAAGUCUUGUUCAGAUCUCCUACUUAUCAAGUCCGACAUCUACUCGCUCGAGCAUGGCCAACUCGUCAUCAACCCGUCACGCAUGUUCGAGACAACGCCGGUGAUCAAGCUCGGCGACCACUUCAAGAAGAUCCAGCAGUUCCAGAAGCGGUUCAAGAAGAUCCCCAAGAUCCUCGAACUCGACCACUUGACCGUCACCGGCGACGUCUACUUUGGCAAGAACGUUACGUUGCGUGGCACCGUUAUCGUCGUCGCGAACGAGGGUCAGCGCAUCGACAUUCCCGACGGUUGCGUCCUCGAGAACCGCUUGUUGUCUGGUAACCUCACCAUGACGGAGCUAUGA